AUGGCAUAUCAGGCACGAUGUGGUGAGUUUUUUGGUUACUUCCACCGAGCUAAUAUUCGGUCCACAGAGUACACGACCAAUUCACAGUUCCGACAGCGGUUCACAGCAUGCCCCUCUCCUUCCUACUCAAACUUAAACCCCCUGCUCCAUCCCCAGACUCUGUCCUCAGUCAAGUCCGACUGGGUCUCGCACCUCCCUGGCGAGCGUCUCAUUUACAUCGGUUUAAGGAAAGAGGACAAGGGCGGGAUGAAGAUGUUGGAGGAACGCUGCAUUAAAGCGUUUAUUAUGCACGAGGUUGAUCAGCAUCACUAUGACAUUGGCAAGAUGGUUGAAAUGGUGCUGGACUAUGUUAAUAUAAUGGGAUUGCUCUAUUCACCUGACCUUUGA
Molecule: messenger RNA, 387 nt
Organism: Suillus paluster
Lineage: Eukaryota; Fungi; Basidiomycota; Agaricomycetes; Boletales; Suillaceae
Exons: 3
Coding region: 1-387 (128 amino acids)
Source: RefSeq, a predicted model, not a curated record